Molecule: messenger RNA, 3624 nt
Organism: Strongylocentrotus purpuratus (purple sea urchin)
Lineage: Eukaryota; Metazoa; Echinodermata; Echinoidea; Camarodonta; Strongylocentrotidae
Product: adhesion G-protein coupled receptor G6-like
Exons: 8
Coding region: 24-1880 (618 amino acids)
Biological process (GO): G protein-coupled receptor signaling pathway; cell surface receptor signaling pathway
Cellular component (GO): membrane
Molecular function (GO): G protein-coupled receptor activity
Source: RefSeq, a predicted model, not a curated record
AAGUCACAGCGGACAAUGCAGAAAUGAUACUUGAAGAAGUGGCAGAAAUAACGACCAUGACUGAAACCAUUUCUAAGGAAGGUCUGAAGAUUGUGGCAGAUAUCCUCGAAGAUAUCAUAGGAAUAAAUUCUACUGAUGUGCAGGUGACUGAGUAUGUCGUGGAUAUUGCAAGCAACAUUGCGGAUCUACCAGAAGGAGAACUAGAAAUGGCUGAAGAGGCAAGUGGUGCUCCAAGCCGGGUAGUUAUAUCCCUUGAAGCACAACUCGCUGUAGUUGAGGUAUUAAAUGAAACUCUUCGGAUCGUUAAGCCCAAUAUUGCCGCAGAGGUGUUUGAUGUGACUGUGGAUGAAAUCAGCCGGGGUAUAACCGUUGUCGUGUCAGCUACGUCCGAUGGAAAAAGCAUCUCAGACGAGGGUUUUCAGGUGGCAGGAGGCAAUCGUACAACAGAGCCAGAGGCGCUAAAAGCAGAGGCGACCCUCUUCAUUCCAUCAGGGCUGACGGGCCGGGUGGUCAUCACCACAUAUUUGAAAACGGCUCUCUUCAGGGACAGUGGACUAACGGAGUUGAAUCUGAACCAGACAGGAUUCAUGCGAAAGUUGAAUUCGAGGAUCAUAGCGGCGUCCAUCAAUAACGAAGAAAUCGAAGACUUGAAGGAACCCGUGAUGAUUGCAUUUACUCCUAUCAGUCCGAAUGGGAGAAAUGCCACGUGUGUAUCUUAUGACUUUGAUGAUAACCAAUGGUCCACUCGAGGGUGUAAAAAAACAAGUAAUGACAGCAUACACAGAAUUACAUGCGAGUGCGAUCACCUUACCAACUUCGGCAUUCUCAUGGACAUCUAUGGAGGACGGGCAGAUUUCAUUCUGGAGAUCAUAAGCUAUGUUGGUUGCUGUAUGUCAAUAUGGGGCCUUGUCAUUACAAUCCUCACAUAUGCUUUUAAUAAGAAACUUCGUGAUCGCAAACCCAACCAGAUCCUGCUGUCCCUUUCCAGUUCCCUGCUCUGUCUCUACAUCGUCUUCCUGGUCAUGAUAUCUGUUGACACAGAACGAGGUGUGGCGGAAAUUACUCCCCUGCCUUGCUGUAUCCUAGCUGGUUUCCUCCACUAUUUUACCCUGUCAUCUCUAUUCUGGAUGGGAGUCGAGGGCUACAACAUGCAUAUUCUCUUCGUUCGAGUUCUCAACACGUAUCUACCGCGCUUUAUGCGGAAGGCUUCACUGUUUGCAUGGGGAGUCCCUAUGGUGAUUGUUGGAAUCACUGGAGGAGCAGCGAGGCAGGCCUACGCGCGGACAGAUUUUUGCUUCCUUGAAAAAUUGCCUCUCAUCGGUGGUCUCCUGAUUCCAGUUGGUUUCAUCAUGAUCUUCAACAUCAUCAUCUUCAUUCGUGUUAUUAUACGACUGAACAGAACCGUCAAAGGAAGGCAACUUGAUAAGACGGAGAAACGCCAGCGCGUUCGACGUUUCCAGAAUGCGGUGUGUAUCCUGAUCCUGAUGGGCCUAACAUGGUCUCUAGGUUACCUGAGCAUCAUCAAACCGGCCAGUGAGGUCGUCCAAGGAAUCUUCACCAUCCUCAACUCUCUGCAGGGGUACUUCAUCUUCAUGCUGUACUGCAUGCGCCAGCCUCAGGUUCGCAGGACAUGGCGCUCACAGUUCAGCUGCUGCUUGUCGAAGUCUUUUGCGGCAUCCGGCGGCUUUACUUCAGGCUCUGGCAAAACUAAUUCGACGUCCAAGAACAGCUCGGCCAAGCUCAGGGGACAGAGAGGCAACCGAAAUGCAGGGCUGAUGUCUAACUUCGAUUCCAGUGGGUUCCGCCCGGAGACAAUAAUGCGUUCCCAACCUGAGAGACUGCCUAGAGCCGCCUACCAAAACGAUGGUGCUGAGUGGUGAUUUGAGAACUAUAACGAAACUUGAUAAAUGUUUUAAAGGCAGAUCGUGUUUUGUACGGAACUACACAGAAAUAAUAACGGUGAUUUAAAGACACAAGUAGUAAUGGUUUGAAAAUAUUAACCCAUGCAGUCUUUCAACCAAUAAAACAAUCAUGUUUUUCAACUUGCAGUUGACCAUAUUUGCAUAGUAAAUUCAGCAUUUGUCAUGUCUCUUAAAUUGCUAUUGUUGGAGUGGAGUCGUUGGUUAUCAACUCUCCUGCUUAUUUAUACAUCACUUAAAUGUAGUCAUCAAACAAUUCCAUUUUGUAUCUAUAUUUCCAGUAAACCUAUUUCGACUCAUCACGUGGGUUGUAGCAUGGGUUGUGAUAAUGAAUUUGAAUUUUAUUAGUGUAAUUUGCCAAAAGUAAUUCUGCUUUGUUUAUAGUGCCGUACAUGGAUUGUUUUGACCAACACGUUAACAAAACAUUGUGAGGUUGACCAUCACUAAGAAGCGCGACACGCAUGGAUCAUGUAUUAUCUUGCUUGACGUGUGGUACAGACAAUUAUGUUUAGUUUCUUAUCUUUCUGAGCCUAUUACCGCCUUUUUUAAUUAGUUUUAUUUAGAUUGUAGGAAUAAAUGUGGCUGAUAAAACGAAAUGAAUAUUCUUACCGUUAUUUUAAUCUUCUGAGCUGAUAUCGCGAGUGGAGGACGAAGCUGGAAAGGGAAUCAUGCAGAGGAAGAAUAGUGCGAGUAGCGAGGUGAUGACUCAGCUGCAUGUAUACACACGUGGAGCGCGACUAGCUAGCUAGCGAACGCGAAUGAAGAAGGCACACAAGCCUUACAGUUCACUAUUGCACUUUCCCGAAAUAAACCAGAGGACGUAAAUCUGUAUUGCGAUAGAGUCCUCAAAAGAACGAUGUUGAUGAAAACUCACUAUUAAAGUGAAACCGACAAAAUAACGCUUCUUGUAAAGUCAGGACUCUUCCUAUAAAAAACGCGUCCGAGUGUCGAAACCGAAAACAGGAGGAGUGAGUAAAAUUCGUGUGUGGAGACUUUUCCAAGUGCGCUUAAGGUGUGGUGAUUGGCUUAUUAAAACAAUAAGGUGCGGUCCGAUUGGAGUAACUAAAAUAACACUCUUGUUGCUGGGUGGUUCCACGGAUGAAAUUAACUAAGAGAAUGUUUAGAAUGUUGCAGCUGUAGAUUGUUAUUGUUAUUGAAGCUGGCAGAACGAAAAGUACUAACGUAAGGUAUGCUUAAAAUGCUGAGUAUUUACAAUGUUGGUAAACAUUUAUGACCUUAGAAAAGUUCAAGUCACUACAAGAUGAUCUCGGUUUGAUAGAGUGCCAAUAUGUUGUAUAUUUUCCAUCCUUUCAAGAGUUCCAGUUUAGAAAAGAAUUGUAACGGUCACUGAAAAUCGCAAAAUUGGUUUCAUUGGUGUCAAAUGAUAUGUUAUAAGUUAAUCAUUGACCCAUAUUUGCAUUUCUAUAAGAUAUUUUUAAUAUUUCCUAUUUUUUUCAUUGACGUUUUAAUGUUACGAAUUGUUUUGUAUGUGAACGAAGUUUCUUUAUAAAAUGAGUAUUACAAUAUAUAUAUAUAUAUAUAUAUGUAUAUAUUAACUUGAAAUCUGCAGAAUUUCUAGGAUUUCGCAUAUUCAGUCGGAAUUGAUAGUAAAGGGGAUAUGGAAUAUUCAUCUACUAAAGUUUAGCUAGCACAAUCAAAUAUUACAUUAAUGGAGAGUUGGGAAUUGUAAUAAAGUUUUCUGCUA